Paracoccidioides lutzii Pb01 is the source of this 540-nucleotide messenger RNA. RefSeq lists its product as hypothetical. The transcript has 6 exons. Bases 1 to 540 code for a protein of 179 amino acids. The record is from RefSeq and is a predicted model, not a curated record.
AUGGGUGAGCUGCCGGCGAAUGAGGAUAUCAAAUUUCUCCCCUCUGCCCUAUGUUUUGGAAAUCGAUCAACCGAAACAUUUGCUUUACUAGUUGAACGACUAUAUCUUUCCUCGGAUCUCCAUCUGGCCCAUCAGAAGCCCCGUUCCCGGUGCAAGUUUGAGUUUUGGCUAUGGGGUGCCAUGGGCAUUGCGUUGCAGGGAUUGAUGGCGCCAAUAGCCAAAACCAUUUUGCAGAGACCAUCUCAUAGACAUCCUGAGCCACUUGCAGGUCUUGAGCCUCACGUUGCGUUGUUAGCUGCCCGCCCUAUGUCAACGAAUCGCUCAACGUCUAAUAACAGCUACAUAAGUUCACAGAACUCUUCUUUGCAUAGGGCCCCCUUUAGCCGUUUGGUGGUAACAACCUUGAUGCCUCCACCAGUUGUAAGUUAUCGGUUACCAUCCCCGUCGACGGACGUCAUCCCGUCUAUGUUAGUCAGUGUGCUCCCAUACAACGAUCUUGGGCCUGAACGCAAGGAUAUCACAACAUCCCCACAUGUGUGA